CCUCUCAAAUUAUUAAAAGAGAUUCGAUUAUGUAUCUUACACGUACCACAUUUACUUACAAUCUCGUCUUGUUGUCAUGUAGUCUCUGAUCACGGGCGGCUCGGACACUUCCUCACACUAUCAUGGGCGAUCUCCCUGAUGCUCAACAACCCUACCGUGUUUAACAAGGCACAGAACGAGCUCAACAUUCAAGUCGGUCGCGAUCGACGAGUCAACGGAUCAGACCUAAAGAAUCUCGUGUACAUCCAAUCCAUCAUCAAAGAAACCCUGCGACUCUACCCAGUUGCUCCUCUCUCCGGGCUAAGGGAGGCACUGGAAGACUGCACCGUCGGCGGCUACUUCGUCCCCGCCAGCACUCGAGUGAUCAUCAAUGCAUGGAAAAUCCAGAGAGAUCCCGAAUUCUGGCCCGACCCGUUGGCUUUCGAACCGGAAAGAUUCCUCACGGCGACCCACGGCCAUGUGGACGUCAAAGGGCAGAAUUUUGAGCUGAUUCCGUUCGGUUCGGGGAGGAGAGUCUGCCCUGGUGUGACGCUGUCCAUGCAAACGCUGGUUCUUGUGCUGGCUAGACUGGUUCAGGAGUUUAAUUUGGCCAACCCGACGGGCGAACCGGUUGACAUGAGUGAGAAUGCUGGAGUCAACUUGAGGAGAGCAACUCCUUUGGAAGUUCUCCUUUCCCCACGGCUCUCCUGCCAAACUCAAAUAAACUGAUUCAUAUGAUGUUAUUUAACUGUGAUUAAUAGAUAAACAAUCUAUAUAGUAAAUAAGUUUCAAACAAAAAAAUUUUGAGUCGAACAAUAAACUUGUUAUGAGCAGGUUGGCUCAACUCAAUUACAGCCCUAGCUCUCUGUCUUCUCAAGCUUGGAAAUGAUGUUGAGGCAGUGGGUUACCAAAAUCGCCGGCAAGUUCCGGCCGGAGUUGUAGGCGUUCUCGUCGCACUAAUUACUAAUAGUAACCUAUGCGGAUGAAAUUGGGCUCCAUCGUGUACUGCUGAUUUCGACUAAAUUGAUCUUUAUAAUAAAGAAUGAAAAAGCUAAAGAAAUGAUCAGUGGGGUU
Molecule: messenger RNA, 1053 nt
Organism: Linum trigynum
Lineage: Eukaryota; Viridiplantae; Streptophyta; Magnoliopsida; Malpighiales; Linaceae
Source: the annotation of a GenBank genome assembly